AUGCCUAACAAGCUAAAGGAAUUAGUGAGUAAGAACAAAAUACGCUAUCAGGAGGAUGGCUUUGAUCUUGAUCUCGCUUACAUUACAAACAACAUAAUCGCCAUGGGAUUUCCAGCGGAGAAUCUUGAAGGUGUCUAUAGGAACCAUUUGGAUGAUGUCCAUAGACUGCUGGAACUGAAACAUGGAAACCAUUACAGGAUUUAUAAUCUGUGCCAGGAGAAAGAGUACGCCAAAUCAAAGUUCAAGGGAUAUGUCAUAAGGUAUCCAUUCGAAGACCACAACCCUCCGACGUUAGAGCUGAUGAGAAAUUUCUGUGAGGAUGUCAAAAAGUGGCACGAUGAAGACCUCAAAAAUGUAGCUGUCAUACACUGUAAAGCUGGCAAGGGCAGAACAGGCGUCAUGAUCUGUGCCUACCUCGUCUACAUAAAUAAAUUCGACGUCGAGGGAGCUCUAAAUUUUUAUGCCUUAAAGAGGACCAAAGAUAAAAAAGGUGUGACCAUACCUAGCCAGAUU
Molecule: messenger RNA, 513 nt
Organism: Helobdella robusta
Lineage: Eukaryota; Metazoa; Annelida; Clitellata; Rhynchobdellida; Glossiphoniidae
Exons: 6
Biological process (GO): cell motility; protein dephosphorylation; regulation of phosphatidylinositol 3-kinase/protein kinase B signal transduction
Cellular component (GO): cytosol; cell projection; plasma membrane
Molecular function (GO): protein tyrosine/serine/threonine phosphatase activity; protein tyrosine phosphatase activity; phosphatidylinositol-3,4,5-trisphosphate 3-phosphatase activity
Source: RefSeq, a predicted model, not a curated record